UUGGAAGACGUCGGAAACUAAGUAUAUAUAGUCGCGGCGUUGUUUUGUAAUUCAUAACACAUCAGGGCCUUUUGGGAAAACGUUAUACAACUGUCAUUAUUUAAAGAUGAUGGCCAAGAAUUUGAUAAUUCUGUGCUGCAUAGUGGCGGCAGUCGUAGCAAAGCCAACGUACACGGAUAAAUUUGAUAAUGUCGAUUUGAAAGAAGUGAAGGAGAACAAGAAAUUAUUAUUGGCUUAUGUAGAUUGUGUUCUCGAGAAAGGAAAAUGCACUCCCGAUGGAAAAGCACUAAAAGAAAACCUUAAAGACGCCAUCGAAACUGGUUGCGAGAAAUGUACUGAAAAGCAAAAGGAAGGAUCAUACGAGAUGAUCGAACACCUCAUUGAAAAGGAGCCUGAAAUCUGGAACGAACUUUGCGCUAAGUUCGACCCAACCGGCAAGUGGAGGAAGGAGUACGAAGAGAAAGCAAAGGCCAAAGGCAUCAAAAUCCCUAGUUAGAUGUUCAAUAUUUUACGUAACUCGCUCUUAAUGGGAAUUAUUUUCGGCAAUAUUUAAAAUAAAAUACAUUUUAUUAAAUUUGAA
Molecule: messenger RNA, 580 nt
Organism: Papilio polytes (common Mormon)
Lineage: Eukaryota; Metazoa; Arthropoda; Insecta; Lepidoptera; Papilionidae
Product: ejaculatory bulb-specific protein 3-like
Exons: 3
Coding region: 107-496 (129 amino acids)
Source: RefSeq, a predicted model, not a curated record